Messenger RNA from Ctenopharyngodon idella (grass carp), 4743 nucleotides. RefSeq names its product transient receptor potential cation channel, subfamily C, member 6b (gene trpc6b). Gene Ontology annotation, cellular component: cation channel complex; membrane. Gene Ontology annotation, molecular function: inositol 1,4,5 trisphosphate binding; protein binding; store-operated calcium channel activity. The record is from RefSeq and is a predicted model, not a curated record. Lineage: Eukaryota; Metazoa; Chordata; Actinopteri; Cypriniformes; Xenocyprididae. Gene Ontology annotation, biological process: regulation of cytosolic calcium ion concentration; calcium ion transmembrane transport; manganese ion transport.
UGCCAGCGCCCAUGAGGGGGCGACUCGCUCCACUUGGAAUAAAACAGCUUUUUUUGUAGGCUGGAUGGAUUCUUCACCUCAUGAUCACAUCGAUUCCUGAUGUGAGCGGCUCUUUCGUGCGCAUCAGUAAAGGUGAGAGAUUCAUGAAGACAGCAAACCGAUGUCCAGUGAUCACACUUCUGUCAAACACACUUCUGUUCAUCAACGGAUGAACACCGACUUUGAAAAGUAUCCUUUGCCACGGUAUUGCAAGAGGUGGAGCAAUGAUGACAUUCAGAGGCACGCAUUGGCUAAGAGCCGGCGCAUGGCUACGCGAAGACCGGCCUACAUGUUUAAUGCCCGUUACAAUAGUCUGUCCUCAACUGAAGAGCGUUUUCUAGAGGCGGCUGAGUAUGGAAAUAUCCCUGUCAUCCGUAGGAUGCUAGAAGCUUCUGAACUUAAUGUCAACUGUGUGGACUACAUGGGCCAGAGUGCAUUGCAGCUUGCGGUUGCCAGUGAGCACCUAGAAGUGACAGAACUCUUGCUGAAAAAAGAGAACCUGGCCAGGAUAGGUGACGCUUUGCUUUUAGCCAUAAGUAAAGGAUACAUUCGUAUUGUGGAGGCCAUUUUGGGCCACCAGGCUUUCGCAGACACAACCAAACUCACUAGCAGCCCCCUCCAGGCAGCGACACAAGACGACUUCUUCGCCUAUGAUGAGGAUGGCACUCGGUUUUCCCAUGAUAUUACACCCAUUAUACUAGCUUCUCAUUGCCACGAAUACGAGAUUGUGCACAUUCUGCUAAGGAAGGGUGCCCGCAUUGCGCGCCCACAUGACUACUUUUGCAAAUGUAACAGCUGUCUUUAUCACCAGAGGCAUGACUCUUUUAGCCAUUCACGUUCCAGAAUCAAUGCCUACAAAGGGCUGGCUAGCCCCGCCUACCUAUCCCUGUCCAGUGAGGACCCAGUACUGACGGCUCUAGAGCUCAGCAAUGAACUGGCUGUACUGGCCAACAUAGAAAAAGAGUUUAAGAAUGAUUAUAAGAAGCUGUCUAUGCAAUGUAAGGAUUUUGUAGUUGGACUUCUGGAUCUGUGUCGGAAUACAGAGGAGGUGGAAGCCAUUUUAAAUGGAGACACAGAGACAAGUGGCCACUUUGACAAGAGCGGCAGACCUAAUCUAGUUCGAUUAAAACUGGCCAUCAAAUAUGAGCUGAAAAAGUUUGUAGCCCAUCCAAACUGCCAACAGCAGCUUUUGUCCAUAUGGUAUGAGAAUCUGUCUGGGCUCAGGCAGCAGACCACAGCUGUCAAGUUACUUGUGGUUCUGGGGGUGGUGGUUGGACUUCCCAUCCUGGCCUUACUGUACUGGAUAGCACCCUCAAGCAAGUUGGGGAAGAUCAUACGUGGUCCUUUCCUAAAAUUUGUGGCACAUGCAGCUUCCUUCACAAUCUUUCUUGGACUUCUCAUCAUGAACGCUGCUGACCGUUUUGAAGGGACAACUCUCUUACCAAAUAUGACCAUCCACGACCACCCCUCCCAAUUGUUCCGUAUGAAGACCACACCUUUUACCUGGAUGGAAAUGUUGAUCAUUUCCUGGGUCAUAGGAAUGAUUUGGGCUGAAUGUAAAGAAAUAUGGUCUCAGGGUCCUCGGGAAUAUCUGCUGGAGCCUUGGAAUUUGCUGGACUUUGGAAUGCUGGCCCUUUUUGUUACUUCCUUCAUUGCCAGAUUUAUGGCAUUUUGGCAUGCAAAUGUUGCUCAGAGUUACGUCGACAAGCACUACACAGAUCUAUCAAACAUUACCUUGCCCCUUGAGAUAGAAUACUAUCGUCUUGCUCGUGUCCACUGGGUUCCUUCAGACCCUCAGCUGAUCUCCGAGGGCCUUUAUGCCAUCGCAGUGGUUCUGAGCUUCUCUCGGAUUGCGUACAUCCUGCCGGCCAAUGAAAGCUUUGGGCCCUUGCAGAUCUCCCUGGGCAGGACUGUGAAAGACAUAUUUAAAUUCAUGGUGAUCUUUAUAAUGGUGUUUGUGGCCUUCAUGAUUGGAAUGUUUAACCUCUACUCAUACUAUCGUGGAGCAAAGCAAAACGGUGCUUUCACAACUGUGGAGGAGAGCUUUAAAACUUUAUUCUGGGCUAUUUUUGGACUUUCUGAGGUCAAGUCUGUCGUCAUCAACAACGGGCACAAAUUCAUUGAGAAUAUUGGCUAUGUACUUUAUGGAGUCUACAACGUUACCAUGGUUAUCGUCUUACUCAACAUGCUCAUCGCCAUGAUCAACAACUCAUUCCAGGAAAUUGAGGAUGAUGCAGAUGUGGAGUGGAAGUUUGCCAGGGCUAAGCUGUGGUUCUCUUACUUUGAGGAAGGAGGGACGCUGCCUGUGCCAUUUAACCUCAUCCCCAGCCCCAAAUCAGUCAUCAGCCUGGCUAUAAAACUCAAACAGCUCCUGCUAAUACCCCUUCACAGACACAAAGAGGACCUGAAAGAGGACACAGAGCUCAAUGUGUCGGGUAAACAAAAAGAGUCCAGUGAGAAGAAUUCGCCUCAUACAAGUCGCUACCAGAGGAUCAUGAAACGGCUAAUCAAACGAUAUGUUAUCAAAGCACAGACUGACAAAGAGGGAGAUGAAGUUAAUGAAGGGGAACUAAAGGAGAUAAAGCAGGACAUCUCAAGUUUACGCUAUGAGCUCCUGGAAGAGAAGUCCCGUCAGACAGAGGAGCUAGCAGAACUGGUCAGGAGACUGGGAGAGAGGCUCGCCAGUCAACAGAAACUGUAGUUUUUCUCAACAGGAACACUCUUUUCUCUUUUCUCAAAGGAUUCUUAUUAGAUAGUCAAUAGUGUAAUACAAAAUGAGUUCUAUGAUUUUCUAUUUAAAAUAUAAUGUAUUAAAGGUAGUACAACAAAUACUAUGACAUAAAUACUUGAAAAGUACAGUUUAAAUAAUAUAAUUUAAAAACACAAUCACCUGCUAAUUAAAAACAUAUCAGACCGUGCUAAAUUCAUGAAAAUAUCAUACUGUAAAAGUUUUAAUAGUACUAAACUGAUAUUAAAUAUUAUUUUAAUAUUCGAUUAAAAUAAGUAAAUGAGUAAAGUACAGUACAGUAAAUGAGUGAGUACAGUACCAUCAUGAGUACAAAAUAUAAUAAUGUAACUUAAUAGAAACUAAAUAUUUUCCACAUUAUAUUUUGACAUUAUUAAUAUGAUUUUUUUUUCACAGUACAAAUUGGUUCUUUAUACAAGAAACUAUUUAGAUGCUUCUUAAUAUUUAGGAUGGGUGUCCCCCUCAUGUUUCAUAUUUAGAGGUACGUGGCAUCUAAAAAUUGAAAACCCUUUGUCUUAAGAAAUACUCUGACCAACUAGCAGAUAGCCAAGUUUUACUUUUUGUUUUUUAAUUAGACCGAUCAAAGUUUUUAUGCAAAUGACCUAAAUAAACCUUUACAGAAAAAAAAAAAAAAAAAAGACUAAGGCUGUGUCCAAAAUCGCCCCAUACCAUUAUAUAGGGCACUAUUUGAGGGCACAGCCAUUUGUAGUGGUGUCCGAAACCAUAGCGGAUGUUAUCAAGUGCACUGAUUCAAUCCCACAAUGCACUGCAGGAACAAGUUGUCAACUGAUGAGAAUACCCAUAAUGCACUGUGAGACUUGAGUGCUAAAUGAAUUCCCUGCAUCUUGCCAGAAGAUGGCGCCCGCAGCUGAAUCAUCCAUCCAUCCAUUUUUAAACCGCUGGUCCAAUGUGGGUACAGUGUAAUAUCAUAUAGGUAUAAAUUCCUUUUUAAUUGAUUAUUAAAUUGUUUAAUUAAGCUUUAUACAAGCUAGUUUCCAUUAAAGAUUUUAAGAUAAAUCUUUUAAUUACUACUGGAGAUGCCAGUUUGCUAAGUUUCAAAUUAUUAUUAAACAGCAAGAACAAACUAUGCAAAAGUGGCAGUCCUUCCGGCGCACUCAGUGUCUGAAUUCACUCACUCGCUUUCAUUCUCUCCCUCAAGUGGACUAUAUUAGUGGAGUAAUGUAGGGUAUGGGGGAGAUUUCAGACACAGCCUAAGUCAAUAGUCUAAGCAGAUCAUGCAACUGGCCCUGGAACAUGUUUUUUAACAGGCUCUUUUCUCUAAACCAUAGUUGCUUGUUUUAUAAGCAACAUUUCCUCUGGAGAGCACCAAUUAAAUUCUGUGGAAAAAACUAACAAAAAAAAAAGCUGAAAUUAAAUUAAAUAUUUUAUUAUAUUUCAGAAUACUUUUUUUUUUUUUUUUUUUUGAAAGUCACGUUUUUGCUUCUGAAAAUGCUAAUAAUGCUGCUGUUUGCCAUUGUGUUGCCAUGCCGUAUCAUAUUCUAAAUAUGCAAUGUUACACAUAUAAAACACAGUAACAGCCAGACUAAGAAAAAUGCUUCAAAGUUUUUUUUUUUUAUUUAUGGUAAUUUUUCAUUUAUUUCGUUACACUGUUUUCAGUGAAGCUGAGCGUAGUGGAGCCAAACUUAUGUCACAGAGCAGAACAGUCUGAGACCAAAUGUUUCUAAUUUUUGACCACUGUAAAUGUGUAGUUACUGUUUUGCAUGGUGGUAUUGAUGUUAAUGAAUGUGGAAAUGUGUCAUAUUUUAGCAUGUCAUGAUUUUAUGUUUGAGAAUCAGGGUACACUACAAAUAUGUUGCAACCCCUUGAAACAUGCUUUAUUAACCCUAAUUAUUAAUUAUACAUUUUGUGAAGUCUGACAGUGUCAGUCAAUGGUAUAUUUAUAAUAAAAAAAAUGGACAUGUAAAAAUAAAUUAGUGGUAAGUUGAGCUUUAAACUAA